AUGUCGGCAGAGUUGACGACGCCGUUCGAGCAAGCUGCCUCUGCCUCGUCGUCUUCGGGCGGCUAUCGCGGUUUAACAACGCUGCCAAGCACUGGUCCGCCUUUGGCAGACCCCUUUGGGACGCCGACGUACCGCCACCUCCUGUCUGCGGGAUCGCUAACGCCGCUGAAUCCGCUCCGAGUGGUAGCGCACUGCGACGUCGAUGCGGCUUACGCCCAGUUCGAGGCUCGAAGGCUUGGUAUCGAUUCGUUUGAGAUUCCUGUGGCAGUCCAGCAGUGGAGUGGCCUCAUUGCGAUCAGUUACGCUGCAAGGAAGUUUGGCAUCAGCCGGCAUGCCGACGUAGAGGCGGCCAAGAAGCUCUGUCCUGAGCUCGUCCUCGUCCAUGUGCAGACGAUUGCGCCUGGCGCAAAACAGGCCGACUACAAUGACAAGCCCCGACCAGAGACGCACAAGGUCUCGCUCGACCCAUAUCGACGCGAAUCUCGGAAGAUUCUCGAUGUCUUCAAGCGAACAUGCCCACUGGGUGCGGUCGAAAAGGCCAGCAUCGACGAGUCGUACUUUGAUCUGACGCUCGAGGUGCGCAAGCUGAUCCUCUCGAGGUAUCCUCACCUGCAAAAUGCCCCAACAAAGGGCAAGGGCAUCGAUGAGCCGCUGCCACCGCCGCCGACGAUCGAUUGGGAAGGCCGAGGCGAGCUCGUUCCCGUCAAGUCAAUCCAGGGCGGUGAGCGCAAGGAGGAGCAGGAAGAGGAAGAAGACAUGGAUGAGCGGCCAACAUGGACAGAUGUAGCGCUUGCCCACGGAGCUGAGCUCAUGGCAAAUGUUCGUCGAGCCGUUCUGUCCGAGCUGGGUUAUACAACAUCGGGAGGCAUCGCCUCAAACAAGACGUUGGCCAAGUUGUGCUCGGGCUACAAGAAGCCAAAUGCACAGACGACGCUCCUUCCCCGCGCUGUACCUGGUUACCUCAAGACGCUUCCUGUCUCCAAGAUCCGCUUCCUGGGUGGUAAGCUUGGACGGGCCUUGGCCGAGACGUGGGAUGCAGAGACUGUCGGUGAUCUCUGGAGCGUCCCGAGGGAGAGGAUGCAGGCCCACUUUGGCCCCGAUGCCGCGUGGGUACACGCUGUCAUUCGGGGGGUGGACCAUUCGCCGGUAAAUGCUCGGAUCGCAAACAAGACGAUGUUGGCCUCCAAGAACCUUCGUCCGCCGAUUCGAGCACGGCAUGAGGCACACACCUGGCUCGAAAUGCUCGCGACGGAACUUGUCGUGCGGCUGCGCGAGCUGUGGGAGGAUGAGGCAAGCUUCCAGCAGCAGGGAAGUAACGAUGCCGGAGCAGAGGACAAGAUGACGGUCAGCACGCUAUGGCCAAAGAUGCUCGUCUUGCGAUUUAUCAGGGCACAGACGGGACCCAGAGCCCGUCAAGCACCUUUCCCGUCCGUCAAGAAUCUUGAGCCGGAGCAUGUGCUUCGUCUGGCCGAGAAGCUGUGGAACGAAGCGUGCGAUGACAUGGGUCUGGACUCAGGACAGACUGUGACCAGGGGCUCUUCCGCAGAAGUUGUCACCAUUGCCUUGGGUUUCAGUGGGCUCGAGAGAGGAGAGACAGGUCAGAAAACGAUCGAUGGCUUCUUUGGCGGGGCAGCAGCAGCAGCAUCAGCGACCAAGAGAAAGAGACUGGAAGAAGGGGAAAAGACUGAGGAUGAGGAUGAAAGCGGACGGAAGGAGCCUGACAAUCAGGAAAAGUUUACGACACAACAUUCGCCACAAGGAACUUGCAAGACGAGGACGAUCUUGAGACAGACUUUUUCGCUGAGGAGGGCCAGAAGGAGGCAGUCGAAGAAAGAGAAGACGAAAGUCGAAAGGAGGCCGAAAGAUCGCUCGGAGCGUUGGUCCAGGAUCAUCAAGACUGGCACUUUGCCAUGA
Acaromyces ingoldii is the source of this 1914-nucleotide messenger RNA. RefSeq names its product DNA/RNA polymerase. Gene Ontology annotation, molecular function: damaged DNA binding; DNA-directed DNA polymerase activity. Gene Ontology annotation, biological process: response to radiation; error-prone translesion synthesis. The record is from RefSeq and is a predicted model, not a curated record. Gene Ontology annotation, cellular component: nucleus; replication fork; site of double-strand break. The transcript is spliced from 3 exons. Lineage: Eukaryota; Fungi; Basidiomycota; Exobasidiomycetes; Exobasidiales; Cryptobasidiaceae. Bases 1 to 1914 code for a protein of 637 amino acids.